This is a messenger RNA of Nycticebus coucang (slow loris), 1100 nucleotides long. It is a transcript of the gene NKX6-3, whose product is annotated as NK6 homeobox 3. Gene Ontology annotation, cellular component: nucleus. Gene Ontology annotation, molecular function: RNA polymerase II cis-regulatory region sequence-specific DNA binding; DNA-binding transcription factor activity, RNA polymerase II-specific. Bases 297 to 1088 code for a protein of 263 amino acids. The record is from RefSeq and is a predicted model, not a curated record. Lineage: Eukaryota; Metazoa; Chordata; Mammalia; Primates; Lorisidae. Gene Ontology annotation, biological process: cell differentiation; regulation of transcription by RNA polymerase II. The transcript has 3 exons.
GGAGGGUCUCCAGACUCAGAGACAGAAAUAGGGUCUGAGCUGAGGUGUGGGGAGCCACCCUCACCAGGCCAAGGCCGGGCACGGGUAGGAGCCCUGGGGCGGCUCCCACCUGCCAGGAUCACCUGACUUCCGAGCAGCUGACCUGUGGGUCCCUGGGCUUGGUGGGCCGGACGCUGUAAGGCAAGCAUUCCUGACCCUACCAUCGUGCCAUGAGAUUCUGGGCCAGGACGUGGGGUCUCAGGCGUUAGGGGCCUGGACCAGAGCCUCUCACCUCCCCUCACCCUGAGCCGGGGAUCAUGGAGUCCAACCUGCAGGGGUCCUUCCUGCUGAACAGCACACCACUGGCUCAGUUCUCGGAGAUGAAGGCGCCGGUGUGCCAAUACUCCAUGCAGAACUCCUUCUACAAGCUCAGCCCCCCGGGGCUGGGCCCCCAGCUGGCUGCCGGGACCCCCCAUGGGAUCACAGACAUCCUGAGCAGACCAGUGGCCACACCAAACAGUGGCAUCCUGUCCAGCUACCCCCACGUGGCAGGCUUCAGUGGACUCGGCUCCCAAGGGGUCUACUACGGCCCGCAGGUGGGGAAUUUUUCUAAGGCUGGGAACGAGUACCCCACCCGGACCCGGAACUGCUGGGCGGACACGGGCCCGGACUGGCGCAGUGUGCGGCAGAGCAGCAACACCCCAGACCCCCUGAGUGACAGCAUCCACAAGAAGAAGCACACACGGCCUACCUUCACAGGACACCAGAUCUUUGCCCUGGAGAAAACCUUUGAGCAGACCAAGUACUUGGCCGGCCCCGAGAGGGCGCGGCUGGCAUACUCCCUGGGCAUGACGGAAUCGCAGGUCAAGGUGUGGUUCCAGAACAGGAGGACCAAGUGGCGGAAGAAGAGUGCCCUGGAGCCGUCCUCCUCCACGCCUCGGGUCCAGGGCACCGCGGGGGCAGGCGGGGACCGCGCCACCUCGGAGAAUGAGGAUGACGAGUACAACAAGCCACUGGACCCCGACUCGGAUGAUGAGAAGAUCCGGCUGCUGCUCCGCAAGCACCGCGCAGCCUUCUCGGUGCUCAGCCUGGGUGCGCACAGCGCAUGAGCCACCCUGCCA